UACAUGUACAGAACAAGGAUCAGGGUGGCCUAAAUCCUGACAUGUUGGGAGUCACUGAAGGGGUGUUCCUGGUUCUGAUUGUCACUGAGUUUCUUCUUGGAAAUCUGGUGAAUGGUUUCAUUGGGUUGGUCAAUGGCAGCCACUGGCUUAAGAGCAAGAAAAUGUCUUUGUCUGACUUCAUCAUCACCAGCUUGGCCCUCUUCAGGAUCAUUCUGCUGUGGAUCAUCUUUAUUGAUGGCCUUAUAAUAGCGUUCUCUUACCACACCCAUGACUCAGGAAUAAUGAUGCAACUCAUUGACAUUUUCUGGACAUUUACAAAUAGCUUCAGUAUUUGGCUUAUCUCUUGUCUCAGUGUUUUCUACUGCCUAAAGAUAGCCAGCUUCUCCCACCCCACAUUCCUCUGGUUCAAAUGGAGAGCUUCCAGAGUGGUUGUUGGGAUGCUGUGGGGUGCACUGCUCUUAUCCUGUGUCUGUACCAUGUCUCUGAUGAAUGAAUUUAAGAUCUAUUCUGUCUUCAGCGGAAGCAAAGAAACACCCAAUAUGACUGAAUACAUCAGACUGAAAAGAAGUGAAUACAAUCUGAUGCAUGUUCUUGGGAACCUGUGGAAGCUUCCUCCCUUAAUUGUUUCCCUGACUGCCUCCUUCCUGCUCCUUCUCUCUUUGAGAAAGCAUACUCAGCAGAUGCAGCAAUACAAUAUUGGUUCCAGAGACCAGAGUACUGUGGCCCACGAAAAAGCCAUCAGAAUCAUCUUCUCCUCCUUCUUACUCUUCCUAUUCUACUUUCUUUCCUUUCUAAUUUUGUCAUUCAGUCGUUUCCUACCAGCCACCAAGACUGCCAGGGUAAUUGGUAUGAUAAUUACAAUGUCAUACCUCUUUGGUGACUCAUUUAUUCUCAUUCUAUGUAACAAGAAGCUGAAGCAGACAUUUGUGGCGAUGUUCCCAUGUGAGUGCGGUCAUUUGAAGCCUGGAUCUAAGGGACCCAUUGCUUCAUAAACUAACAGAGGUUAUAGAAUGGAGCCAGGGAAUUCUUCAGCCUGGUUUAGCACUAUGGAGACCUUCUGACUCUCAAUGUGUCAAGCCUACACCAUCAAUAGGAGAGAUGCUGCAGGCUUUGUCCCUGCUCCUACCUGGAUUAGAGGUGAAAACCACGCUUGUUAGGGCCUUUUUUCCACCGGAUCAUUUGGACAGGUGCAACAGUCUUUGAGAAAUGCCAGUGUAAGAACACUCACUAUAUAGACUUGGAGCUGUGUGUCAAUAACCAUUAGCUUAAGAAGAGCCAAUCUGUAUAUUAGUUUUACCAUAAAUUUUGUGUUGAUAUAAAUAAAGUACUUCUGUAGACUUGAGACAGAGAGCAAAAAGAUUUGCUUUUCCAUAGAUUUUUGUUUAAAUUCUGGUUCUGUCAACUCUACAUUUUUCUUGGAUGAAUUAUUUUUGUGCUUUUCCUUUAUCCACAGGGCAGUAGAAAUUCAUGAGACAAUGUGUGCCAACCUUUUAACACAAUAUAUUAUGUGACACACUAGAUUGAGUGAAGGUUGUCAUUCUGUCAAACAGUGAAUUAUUUAGCAACACCAAUCCUUUUAAGAUAGCAAUUUCCACAAGCCCUUGCAGAUGAUGUAAACAAUAGCAUGAGAAUCAAGACUCUUAGAUUUUAGGCCCCAGUCUAUUCUUGUGUUUCAUUGACCUUUACUGAAUUUAAUGCCAAAUAAUAUU
Meriones unguiculatus (Mongolian gerbil) is the source of this 1709-nucleotide messenger RNA. It is a transcript of the gene Tas2r3, whose product is annotated as taste 2 receptor member 3. The transcript has a single exon. Gene Ontology annotation, molecular function: bitter taste receptor activity; G protein-coupled receptor activity. Gene Ontology annotation, biological process: G protein-coupled receptor signaling pathway; detection of chemical stimulus involved in sensory perception of bitter taste; sensory perception of taste. The coding region runs from base 42 to 992 and encodes 316 amino acids. The record is from RefSeq and is a predicted model, not a curated record. Lineage: Eukaryota; Metazoa; Chordata; Mammalia; Rodentia; Muridae. Gene Ontology annotation, cellular component: membrane.